AUGAAUAAAUCUAAAGAUAAUGAUCAAACAUUUGUAAUUAAAAUAUUGGACGAUUUGCGAUCGAAUAAUAAUCGGACAAAGUCAUCGGGGAUGAGAUAUGAUACCAGCAUGAUGACUUCAAAUGAUUCUUUGUUACUAUCAAAUAAACGACGACGAUCUUGCAGUCCUGAUCUACAAGAAUCUAUACUCACACCCAUAACUUCACCAUGGGAAUCUCGUCGCAUAAAACAAGAGUUGAUUAAUGCUCGUGCAGAAAUUGCUUCACUCCAAGAAAGAAAUAAGACUCUUUUCAACCUUAAAAAAGAAUCUGAUAUUUUAUUUGAAAAAGAAAAGUCUGCUUUAGAACACAACAUCAAUAAAUCAAAAUUAACGAUUGAUCAGUUGGAUAACAGACUUAAAGAAAUCCGAUACGAAAAAUCAAAUUUAAAAGAAGAAAAUGAUAAUUUAAUGAAAAAACUUGAGUCCUUAAUGGAAGAAAACCGGAGUUAUACAUCAAAUCUGGAAAAAGAAAAUAAGGAACUCGAAGAUAAACUAACCAGCGUGACUUUAGAGCUUACAAAAUACCAAAAUGAAAGUGCAUCAAGAAAUUGUACCGAUUAUGAAUUAAAUGAACUAAAAAAAACUUUACGGUCAAAUGAAAAGUACAUUGAAGAAUUAACCAGCAAUUUAAGAAAAAAACAAAUUGAAAUUAAUACAUUGGAAAAUGACCAAGUCAAAAUGAACACUGCUAAUCAAAGAAUUAAAUGUUUGGAAAAUGAAUUAGCUUCUUUACAAGAAAGUGCUAUGGUAGUUAACGCCCAAAGAGAAAAAUUGAAACGGUUUAAUUCUAUGGAAAAUGAACUCAUUUCAUUAAGAGAAGAAGUAGCUAUUUACAGAAAUGAUGUAAAGCAAACAGAAAUUUUGGAAAAUACAGUUGCUACUCUCGAAAGUAAAUUAAACAAACAUGAGUUAAUUGAAAAAGAAGCUAUGCAAUUACGAUCAAGUUUAGCAGUUAGUGAAGAUCGUUUGAAAACAUGGAUAGAUGUUUGCCGAGAAGUCUGUGAAAAUGUUACUGAAACUCAGUGUUAUCCAGAAUAUUUGCGUUACUAUGUUGACAAUCUAAAGAAAAAAGAUCUAUUAUUAGUCAAUGAGAAAGGAGAACUACAAACCAGUAUUGCUCGAUUGGAAUUAAAACUUAAGCAGAUGGAAGUUAUGUUGCUUAAAGCAAGAGAACAACUAAUCAUUGAAACAAAUAAUAAUAACAAAAAUGAAUUAACCAUUAAACGGUUAAAGAAACAAAACUACAUUAUUACAUGGGAGCGCAAUGAUUUGAGAGAACUUUUAGAUUCGUUUCAAAAAGAAGUCACUGUCAUAGGCAAUAUAAAUGGUGAAGAUACUAGAAUUGAAGUAUUAGAAAAAGCUAUAAAUGGUUACAAAUUGCGUAUGAAUCAGAUUGAGACAGAUCCAUCUAUGUAUGUGCCAAUUGAUAAUAAUAAACGGUGGAUAGAUGAAAAAAAUUUACUUUUAAAAGAGAAAGAAGAACUUAUUAAUAAAUAUAAACAAUUGGAAGCCAAAUGUAUUGAUUUAAAUGAUCAAAUAGAUCAUAGAGCUUUGAAAGGAGAUUUUAAUUUAAAAGAAACUAAAGUGUUACAUUUCAAAAUGAAUCCCGCAUCCGAAGGAUUUAAUCAUUAUCAAAAUGAAUUAGCCAAAGCUAAGCAAGAAAUAGAAAAGUUAAAGGAACGAAUUAAAGCUAUGCAGGAAGGUAUUUCUAUGAAUCUGACACAAGUAGUAGAAAAUAGAGUUGAAACAAAUGCAUCUCAGGAAGUAGAAGGGCUUAAAGAAAAAUUAAAAUCUCAAGAAAUUCAAAAUCAAAGGCUACGUGAAGUUUUUAAAAAGAGUAGUCAAGAAUUUAGAGAAUCCGUUUACACAUUGUUAGGUUUUAAGGUUGAUGGACUUCAGAAUAAUAUGUAUAGACUAACAAGUCAAUUUGCUUUUCAUGAGGAAGACAACUUAAUGUUCCAAUUAAAUGAAGGUUCAAUGCAUUUGCUAGAAACUCCUUUUUCAAAAACUAUUGAAGAAAUGAUAGCCUUACACCUGGGUCAACAACGUUCAAUACCAGUUUUACUAUCUAGUCUGACUAUUGACUUGUUUAGUAAACAAAGCAUGAUCAUGACUGCUGAUUCGACAAGGCUUGAAUCAGCCAUCAACUAG
Macrosiphum euphorbiae (potato aphid) is the source of this 2190-nucleotide messenger RNA. NCBI's taxonomy places the organism in Eukaryota, Metazoa, Arthropoda, Insecta, Hemiptera, Aphididae. The record is from the annotation of a GenBank genome assembly.